This is a messenger RNA of Miscanthus lutarioriparius, 1635 nucleotides long. NCBI's taxonomy places the organism in Eukaryota, Viridiplantae, Streptophyta, Magnoliopsida, Poales, Poaceae. The record is from the annotation of a GenBank genome assembly.
AUGGCGGCACGCUGGAUCCGCCCCUCCCUCCCUCCCUUUCUUCUUCCCGGCGAUGGCGUAGGGCGGCUCGGCCCUUCCCGGCGAUGCGGAGCAGCAGCGGGUGGCGAUGUAGAUCCGCCCUCCUCCCUCCCGUGGUUCCACCGCCGGGGGUGGCAUCAUGGAUCUGGUGGGAUGGAGCCACCACGACGCGGAUCCGGCGGAGAGGUGUCCUUCGGUAGCAGAUCCGUGACUCUGGGAGCUAUCUUGCUUCUCCGUUUGGCCUUCAAAUGGAUGAACGGCCGGACGGGUGAAGAAGGGAUGCUGCCGCCGGGGUCCAGGGGCCUGCCGCUCCUCGGUGAGACGCUCGAGUUCUUCGCAGCGUCCCCGACCCUUGAGCUAGUGCCCUUCUUCAAGCGACGGUUGGAGAGGUUCGGGCCCAUCUUCCGGACGAACAUAGUUGGCGAGGACAUGAUCGUGUCGCUGGACCCGGACCUGAACGCGCGCGUGCUGCAGCAGGAGGAGCGCGGCUUCCAGAUCUGGUACCCCUCCUCUUUCAUGCGAGUCUUGGGCGCUAACAACAUGGUCUCCAUGCUCGGCCCGCUCCACCACCACAUUAGGAACCUCGUGCUCCGCCUCUUUGGGCCCGAGGCCCUCCGCCUGGUGCUGCUCCACGACGUGCAGCGGAGCGCGCGCGACGAGCUCCGCUCAUGGCUCGACCGGCCGGACGUCGAGGUCAGGACGGCCACCUCCAGGAUGAUAUUUGGCGUCACGGCAAAGAAGCUGAUCAGCCACGACGACGUGGCAUCAGGAGGAAGCCUGUGGAAAUGCUUCGACGCCUGGACCAAGGGGCUGUUGUCAUUCCCAAUCUGCGUUCCUGGAACAGCCUUCUAUAAAUGCAUGCAGGGACGCAAGAACGUCAUGAAGGUACUCAAGCAGCAGCUCGAUGAGCGCAGGAACGCAGCCGAGCGCAAGACCGUGGAUUUCUUCGAUCUUGUGAUCAAUGAGAUGAAGAAGCCAAACCCUAUAAUGAACGAGAACAUCGCGUUGGACUUAUUGUUCUUGCUCCUCUUUGCAAGCCACGAGACGACGUCGAUGGGACUGACCGCGAUACUCAAGUUUCUAACGGACAAUCCAAAAGCCUUGCAAGAAUUGACCGAGGAGCAUCAAAAAAUCAUGGAAAGAAGGGUGGAGUCAGACUCGGAUAUCGCCUGGGAGGAGUACAAGUCUAUGAAAUUCACAUCUCAUGUUAUACAUGAAUCUCUUAGGCUCGCAAACAUCGCUCCGGUGGUGUUCAGACAAGCAAAAAACCAGGACAUACACAUAAAGGGGUAUACUAUACCAGAAGGAUCAAAGAUCAUGAUCUGUCCAUCUGCUGUGCACCUGAAUUCAAAGGUUUACGAGGACCCCUUGGCAUUCAAUCCAUGGAGAUGGAAGGAUACUCCUGAACCAGUUGGUGGCUCUAAGGAUUUUAUGGCCUUUGGGGGUGGUUUGCGGUUAUGUGUUGGUGCUGAGUUUGCCAAGUUGCAAAUGGCUAUGUUCCUCCACUGCUUGGUCACCAAUUACAGAUGGAAAGCCCUCAGCAAAGGGACGAUGAUGCUCUAUCCCGGGCUACGAUUUCCAGAUGGCUUUCACAUCCAGCUUCAUAAGAAAACAUGA